UAGUUAGAGAGGGAGAGAGACAGACAGACAGAGAAAGAGUCAGGAGACGAGCUGCCUGGCAGUGCUCGCAACGCCACCCACCGCCCACUUUGCCACCCCGCCUGCUACCACCCACUAGCCACCCGGCUGCCAGCGAGGAAACAACGAGGAGCAACUUACUCCUCUCAUAACCUUACUGCGCCUCUACUUAUUCUAGCUAUUCCGUUUGCUUCGUCAACAGUGGAAAACUAUUAAGUGCCUACCAUCUUUCACUUGGUUUCUAGCCUAGUAGUGCUGCUUAAUCCGGCUGACAGUCCGAAAAGCGGAAAAGGAGGAAAAGAAGGACGCUCUGCAGACAGAGAGAAAGAGAAAGGAGAUAAAAACUGUACAAAAGUAUAAAGUAUAAGAGUCCUCAUCCUACCAGCAGGUAUCGAUAAUCUUGCUAUUGCGAAGAGGGGACUGUGGAGAGAGAGAGAGAGAGAGAGAGAGAGAGAGAUCCUGCACAAGGAGGUGGCGCCGCUAGUAGUCAGUGGUCGAAAUGGAGUCAAGUGGCGCAGGUAUCGGGCGCCUUGAUUGCUACGAGGAUAUGUUCAAGGAAAUCACUAGGAAACUCUAUGGCGACGAUCCUGAUCACAGAACCUCGAACGUCCAGAACGAAUUCGAGGCGUCGGUCACGUUCAAGGCAGAAGAACCAUUUAAAAUUGACGAGGACGAAGCUGUUACGCAAGCUAGCGACGAUACGUCCAGUUGGAUUCUCGAUGACGAACCUCUCAAAGGCACUGAUGGCAGUCGGAUUGCUGCUUAUAGGGCCGCUACGUCCACUUGGCGAUGCUACGAAUGCGGUGAUUGCAUGGUAGGAGGAGCACGCGAGGUUGCUGAACACUUCAUAGAUCUGCACGCGCCGCGAUUGGACGACAGCGGGAGCCGCGGCAGGAUGCAUCGCACAAAUGAUUUCAAACUUGAUGAAAUAGUGAGUUAUUUGGAAAAAGUGCGAGAACGUGCAGUUCGACUUGAUGUUCGGCCAACUCGCCGUACUCAAGAAACGCAGACAGCCCCAGCGGUUCUACUGCCCGUUGCUCCGAAUUUCUUGCUUCAAGAGUUACCAUCCACGCCACCUCAACAACUACUACAGCCCCAACCACAACAGCAAGCAAGUCCUGUGGCAAGCACCACAGCGACGAGGCCGCCGACGCAACAGUCAGCGACAAAUGCCGGAGGGGGCGGAGGAGGCGGGAACAACGCCAGCGGCAAAAGGUACACGUGCCUCUACUGCCCGUACGGUACCGACAGGCGGGAUCUGUAUACUCGCCACGAGAACAUCCACCGUGAGGAGAAGCCCUUCCACUGCUACGUGUGCUACAAGCCCUUCAGCCGAGCAGACCACGUCAAGAAGCACUUCCUACGUAUGCACAGAGAUCACACCUACGAACUGUCGCGCAUACGAAAAUCUGUCGGAGCAUCGCCGAGUCUCAAGCCGCUGCUCCAGCCGGCGCGACCCGCGGCCUCGAUGCAGCCCGCACCCACCUCACCGGCCGACCUCGUCCAUCUCCAACAGCAGCAACAACAGCAGCCAGCCAGCAGUCUCAAUCCUGCAGCUAUUUAUCAAGCUACGACGGCUAUUUCUUCGACGCUUGAUGCAGCCACGGUUGCGGCGAUGGCAAGUUCCACCAACGUUGCUCAUUCGCAACCAGUGCCUCCAGCAGCCACCGUUCAAAACUCCCAGCAGUCCAGAAGGUCGCAGAACACUGCUUGCAAAACUCAACUUGGCAAGUCGACUGCAGGAUCUUCAUCUAAUAAAAAUCAAGAGCGCAGGUACACAUGCUGCUACUGCUCUUGGAGUGGUGUUGACAACUGGUGUCUGAAACGACACCUCAACACCCACCUCAAACCGUUCGCCUGCGCGCUUUGCGAAUACAAGGCAGCUCGAGCCGAGCGUCUCGCCACACACGUUCUCAAAGUACACAACCGCCGGCAAUGUUCUCGAUGCUCUUUUCUCGCCGAAGAUCUACCUCAACUUCAAGUUCAUCAACUUCAGGUGCAUCGAGCUAGUAACCAAGGGGCGUCUGCAGCAGCGGCAGCAACAAUCAUCUCUGUACCUAUGGGUUCGCAACAACAAACUGCAUCGACUAUACCACAGCAGCAGAGCAACAGUGAACAACGUCAGAUUCAGUCCUUAAAUGGCAGCGGAGGAGGUAGGGCGCCGCCGGGACCCCCUGUUUUUCCAGCCUCAUCAGCGGCGAUCGCGCCCGCAACAACGGUCAUACCACCGACUACUAUUCUCGGUGAUCGCGCCGCGAUGCCAGGCAGCGGAUGCUGGGAGCAGGAGGCCUCUUCGUGCGAGGCAUGCUUUCAGCGAGCCAACUGCGGCGCACCCGGCGAGCCCAGACGCUCCAGAAAGCAGAGCACGCCUCGCAAGCUGAUGACCAUUCGCUCGGAGACGCCGGAUCAGAAAAUCGAGGCUGCGGCGCCAAUCUCGUGCUUGAGACCAGCUGUCACGGUGAAGCUCAAGUGUUACCAAUGCCCCAAGAGCGCGGCUGCUCGGACCAAGGCCUACCACAACAGAGCGUCGUUGCUCCUACACAAGAUGUGGCGACACAAGGGCAUCAGGCCCAGGAGGCGGCCACGUUUUUCUGUGUCUAUCACGCUCAGGGCUACUGUACAAGUUGCGCCACGGACGUAGCCUACCUGCCAAAGAGACGACAGUCUAGCGAGUAUUUGCGAAGGAGAUCUGCCUAGAGUUUACCAAAUCUCAAUGUGAUAUGUCCGGACUUGUUGUUUGUUCCUCGAAAAACCAUGCGUUUAUCUAAUUCAUACGUUUAUUCUUCCGUCAAUUUUCGUCGUGCAUUAGACGAUGAUUGACCUUGAAUUGAUUAGCUCAAUUGUAAGAGCUCCCUUGGCGUUGCACAUCGGCAAUGAAUGUUUUUCUCCUUAUUUUCAUUUACUUUUUCUUUCCAAUCUUUGUAAUUUUCCGCAAAUAAAAAUAGAGCUCGGUAUCAGACGAGUGCUGAGUGUAUAUUUUAUAAGCGAAACGGCACAUUGCUGCUCAAUAAAGUUAUUUGAAUAAAAACA
Messenger RNA from Phymastichus coffea, 3048 nucleotides. RefSeq names its product protein charlatan-like (gene chn). Bases 518 to 2659 code for a protein of 713 amino acids. NCBI's taxonomy places the organism in Eukaryota, Metazoa, Arthropoda, Insecta, Hymenoptera, Eulophidae. The record is from RefSeq and is a predicted model, not a curated record. Gene Ontology annotation, biological process: regulation of transcription by RNA polymerase II. The transcript has 9 exons. Gene Ontology annotation, cellular component: nucleus. Gene Ontology annotation, molecular function: DNA-binding transcription factor activity, RNA polymerase II-specific; RNA polymerase II cis-regulatory region sequence-specific DNA binding.